This is a messenger RNA of Leishmania braziliensis MHOM/BR/75/M2904, 1503 nucleotides long. RefSeq lists its product as hypothetical. Bases 1 to 1503 code for a protein of 500 amino acids. The record is from RefSeq and is a predicted model, not a curated record. NCBI's taxonomy places the organism in Eukaryota, Euglenozoa, Kinetoplastea, Trypanosomatida, Trypanosomatidae. The transcript has a single exon.
AUGCAGACCGGCUCUGACGUGUUCAUGAACAUCAUCCUCGCAACCCUGAAGUCUAGCAAUGAGCUCGUAGACGGUGAGACUUUCGAAAUAGUGAGUGGAAGCCCAGCACUGCUGAAAGUGUUCAUUGACUCUGGUCGCGUGGACAUUAGUGAUCCUCAGGUGCAGUCGAUCGUGCAGGCGAAGCUUGACGAGGUACUCGACGGCGACCCCUACAAGGGCGACUUCGUGUCUGGCGAUCUGCUCGACUAUGUUCGGUUUCUGUGCAAUAUUCGCACAAGUCGUAUCACUUUUCAGCAGAUGGUGCUUCUGCGCUACUCCGGGUUUGACUAUGUGGCGAUUCUGAUAGAGUGCCCGUAUCUACUGGAGAAUUUGAAAAAGCCCAGCUUCUGCAUAUACCUUAUCUUUGAUGUGCUGCACUACAUCAGCGUCGCAAUUAGCUGGUUGGGCGUACUGGUGACGUUGACCUUCACGGCGAUGCUGGUGUGGACGGUUGUGUUCUGGUUCCGGAACCCCAAUACCCGAAACAACAGCUACUGGGUCAUUAUCACAUACGUUGGCAGCUACGUGGUAAGUCUCGUCGUCACCAUGCGGGCGGAGGAAGGCAAGAUCAAGCACUAUGACAACCAAAUUUGGAAUUACCCGGACAACAUCUUUCGAAUUGUACCCAUCAUCCCUGUGUACGAAAUCAUGCUGAGCUACGUGUUGCUGCGGUACGAAAUUUCGACUGACGCGAAGCGCUUCUUCAUUAUUCGGUACGACCUGCGCAACGGCACGUAUGUUCAGCACAUCGCCAACAGCUGCUUUUACGCCUUGCCGCAAAUGGUUUUGCAGACGUUCCUCUUCAUUGGGGUGCAACAUACACCCCAUGUCUAUAGCCGCAUCGUCUUCUGGCUUCUCUUGGCCUGCGCGUUGGCAUUGAUCGUCAUGUCCAUCUUCGCCUACUACCAGAUAGCCGUCUUCACACACUCGUGCAACAACUGUGGGUUUGCAGUUCUGUCUAGCCGAAGCACCAGCAGCAAAAGCUACACGGGCUUCCUCGUCCGCCGCGUCCAUCCAUCUGACAUCGCCACGAAGGUGCUUGUCUUCUUCACCAUGUACUUCUUCAUUGCCCAGGCGGUGACCCUCAUCGUGCUUCUACUCAACCUACGCUCCUGCAACAACGGCACGAUUGUCUUCCUUUCCAUCUACACGGCUAUCCUCGGCAUCUCUAUCAUCGUUCUUGUGUUGGUGUACCUCAACCUGCCCUUGUCGCGAGUCAUGGGCACCAUGAGUAUCCCCGUGGCGCUGAUGGAGAUUGCCUUUCUCGUGUACAUCGAUGCAGGAACGACAGGCCCGGGGUGCAUCAUAUCCGGACUCGGCACCAGCAAGUGGAUAGUGCCUAGCAUCGCAACCUUUGCGUUGAUGUGCUUGUCCAUCGUAACCUGGUUGUCGAUGCUGCUGUUCGAGGUCUUCCGCGGCACGCGUAUCACGCAGAGGGCUGUAGAUCACUACAUCCUAGUGUAG